Clonostachys rhizophaga is the source of this 519-nucleotide messenger RNA. Lineage: Eukaryota; Fungi; Ascomycota; Sordariomycetes; Hypocreales; Bionectriaceae. The record is from the annotation of a GenBank genome assembly.
AUGGACGAAGAAGCUGCAAUUAAAGCCCUGUCUAUGCCCGACAGGCCGAUUUCAUUCGUCCCAACCAAGGCUGGCGAGAUUAUUCGCAUUGGGGCCGUCAUCUGUCGGAUUAUGGAGGACGGCUUGAACACCGAUAACCGCAUUGGCGCUGCCGAAUUUACUGUUCCCCCGGGGAUGGACGGACCUCCCGCCCACUGGCACGAGAUGCAUGAUGAAACGUUCCUCGUCACGGCGGGGACGAUCCGUUUUCAUGCGCCCGAGGGCAAGAUAGUUGAUGCCCAGGCAGGAGACUAUGUCGUGGUGCCGACGCGUGCACCUCAUACCUUCUCCAACCCGGCGCGUUUCUUCAAUACCUUCACUUCUGCUUACUAUAUCAACUACUUCAAGCUGAUGGAGAAAAUGUUCAAGUCUGGUAUGCCGAUGAACGAGGAUACAGUUCAGCAGGCAAUGUCGCACUUCGCCAUGCUUCCAGCUGAUGAGGAGAAGAUGAAGGCGAAGCCGGCCGAGCGGCCUAACUGA